AUAAAAAAAUAAACCAAAAAACCAUCGAAUACAGAGAAACUUUCGGAAUCCGUUCACUAGUCUCAAGACACAUCCGCAACCUGGCGACCAUGAAAGUUACGAGUAGAUGAUUAUCCGAAAGCCAAAGCCAAGUCCUGAAACUCUCUGCCAACUUUCUCCAUUCCCCGGUUGUCGUUGACACGUAAUUGACUUUGUCCGCACUUUCCACGAGGACAAUUUGUGCGCCACUUGCUUGGACCAAUUAAACGCCAUCGAUGACCAAUUGCAGUUGUCGCGAAAUUGCUCGCGAAGAUUGCCCAACGUAAUGACAGCAGAUGGGGGGAUUGGAUGUCCAGCACCGAACAGUGUCCAGUGAACCGUAAUCAAUGCAUAAUUUUUAAUGCAAUUUCUUGAAUGCAAUUACAGUCGUGAAUGUCUUUUGGCUAUAAAAGAGAACAGAACAGGACCAGAGCGACAAAAAAAUGCGAGUCCUGCCGUGCUGGGGAAAAUGCAAAAGCGAAUGGACAGCAACUCGUUAAUAUUCGGAGUGAUGAAAGUUCAAGUUAUCCUCCUGCUCCGUUGGCUACCCCUGCUAUUUUUCGUCGCUGCCAUCAGUGCGGCGGGGCCACGUGUCACUGGCAGCUGGCGGAGCGAAUAUUCCCAGGAUCCGGGUCCAAGCUCGAAAACACCGUGGGGCAAUCAGUUGCCGGAUAUGCUAGUCGCUUACUAUCGCCACCACGGCGUUCACAGUCUGAUGCUGGUCGUUUGUCACACGGACAUUGCGGAUGCUCGUCUUUGGACGCUGUGGCAGCACUUCAACCUCAAUGAUUUCUAUGUGCAGGUCAGUACAGAGACAUCGUUGAGGGACCUGCAAUAUGUCGAUGUCCUGGAUGAACUGGAGGACGCUCCACCCCCUCAGACUUUCCAACCCAACAACUCCACCCACUGGGCCACAUCGUUUAUACUUCCCAAGUCGUCCUACAAAUUGGGUAUCCUUUUGUUGGAAUUCCGCAGCGAGUGUGCCUUGAACCUGCUCCGUUGGUCAGCGGCAUCGGAACACAAUUACUUCACCACCAAUCGGUUUUGGUUACUUCUCACUGAGGAUGAGGCAGACAUUGAUCUACUGGAGGAUCAGAUAUUUAUACCGCCGGAUAGCGAAUUGAGAGUACUCCACCAUGAGACCACAGAUGGUAACUUUUCUUCGAGCCUGAUUGAUCUGUAUAAGGUGGCUGCCUGGAAGCCCCUGAAGAGAACCUUGGUGGGUAAGAAUAUCCGAAAUCCGAGGCAUAUUAUCCAUGCCCUGCAGCACUUUGGUUCGGCAAUAACCUAUAGGCAAAAUCUUGAGGGGAUUGUCUUCAAUACGGCCAUAGUUAUUGCCUUUCCUGAUCUCUUUACCAACAUUGAGGUGUCGCUUCGGCAUAUUGAUACCAUAUCCAAGGUUAAUCAUCGAUUGAUGCUGGAACUGGCCAACAGGUUGAAUAUGAGUUACAAUACUUAUCAAACCAUCAACUAUGGCUGGCGACAAGCCAAUGGUUCCUUUGAUGGCUUGAUGGGUCGCUUUCAGCGAUACGAACUGGACUUUGCUCAGCUGGCCAUCUUUAUGAGAUUGGAUCGUAUUGCUCUAGUCGAUUUUGUGGCUGAGACUUAUCGCGUACGAGCUGGAAUUAUGUUUCGACAGCCUCCGCUAUCGGCUGUGGCCAAUAUAUUUGCCAUGCCCUUUGAGAAUGAUGUGUGGGUCUCGAUCCUAAUGCUGCUCAUCAUAACUACGAUUGUCUUGGUCGUGGAACUACUCUUUUCACCGCAUACCCAUGAUAUGUCCUAUAUGGAUACGUUGAACUUUGUUUGGGGAGCUAUGUGCCAGCAGGGAUUUUAUGUGGAGGUUCGGAAUCGAUCAGCAAGGAUCAUAGUCUUCACUACAUUUGUGGCGGCUUUUCUAUUUACCUCCUUCUCGGCUAAUAUAGUCGCUCUGCUGCAGAGUCCCUCGGAUGCGAUUAGAUCGCUUACUGAUCUGGGCCAGUCGCCCCUUGAGAUAGGUGUUCAGGAUACGCAGUACAAUAAGAUAUACUUUACAGAGUCCACUGAUCCUGUGACCAAGAAUUUGUAUCACAAGAAAAUUGCCUCCAAGGGCGACAAUGUCUAUAUGCGCCCGGUUUUGGGAAUGGAAAGAAUGCGAACUGGGUUAUUCGCAUAUCAAGUUGAACUGCAGGCAGGUUAUCAAAUCGUCAGCGACACCUUCAGUGAGCCAGAAAAGUGUGGAUUGAUGGAGUUGGAGCCAUUUCAGUUGCCCAUGUUGGCCGUUCACCGGAAGAAUUUUCCCUACAAGGAACUCAUACGAAGACAAUUACGUUGGCAACGGGAGGUGAGCCUGGUGAAUCGCGAGGAACGGAAAUGGAUACCACAGAAGCAAUGCGAAGGCGGGGUGGGUGGCUUUGUCUCCAUUGGCAUCACCGAAUGCCGCUAUGCCCUGGGCAUCUUUGGCUGCGGAGCUGCCGCCAGCUUUGGUCUCUUUCUCUGCGAGUUUCUCAAGCACUUUAAGUUAGUCUAUGGCAUUCUUAAAGGAUAUCGAGAGAUGCAGCGCUAA
Molecule: messenger RNA, 2560 nt
Organism: Drosophila serrata
Lineage: Eukaryota; Metazoa; Arthropoda; Insecta; Diptera; Drosophilidae
Gene: Ir75d
Product: Ionotropic receptor 75d
Cellular component (GO): membrane
Molecular function (GO): ligand-gated monoatomic ion channel activity
Source: RefSeq, a predicted model, not a curated record